This is a messenger RNA of Ramularia collo-cygni, 699 nucleotides long. Its product is annotated as probable acetyltransferase, CysE/LacA/LpxA/NodL family. Gene Ontology annotation, molecular function: acetyltransferase activity. Bases 1 to 699 code for a protein of 232 amino acids. Lineage: Eukaryota; Fungi; Ascomycota; Dothideomycetes; Mycosphaerellales; Mycosphaerellaceae. The transcript has 4 exons. The record is from RefSeq and is a predicted model, not a curated record.
AUGGCAACAUCAGAUAACAAAGCCCGCGCUCUCCGCGGCGAGCUCCAUUAUGCCUUCAGCCCCGAACUUGUAGCCGAACGUCGCAGAUGUUCCCACGCCUGUUCACGAUUCAACACCGCAGGAGAGRUAACCCGAAGACGCCAAGUAGAACUUUGGAAUGAUAUCGUCGACGACAAAACACCUCUGCCACCUGCAGCAGAAACCCCCGAAGCAGACGAAGAACUCUUCGCCGAAGACGCAUGGGUUGAAGCUCCCAUUCACAUCGACUACGGCACGAAUGUGAAACUCGGCAAGAAUGUUUUCAUCAAUUUCAACUGCACUAUUGUCGAUACAUGUCUGGUGACGAUUGGAGCGAGGACUUUAUUCGCUCCUAAUGUUUCCCUUUACAGCGGCACUCAUCCUCUGGACCCGGAUGUCAGACAGGGAACGAAAGGUCCGGAAUGUGGGGGUGAGAUUCAURUUGAAGAGGAUUGCUGGCUUGGGGGGAAUGUUAUUGUUCUGUCGGGCAUUCGUAUUGGUAAGGGUUCGAUUGUUGGGGCGGGGAGUGUUGUUACCAAGGAUGUGCCGCCGUAUACUGUGGUUGCUGGCAACCCCGCUCGAUUCAUCAAGCAGGUCCCAAGAGAUACGGAUGCUGCAAGGACAAGUGGUGCGAUUGCGGCGCUGGAGAGGGAUCAGCAGAAGAAGUCGCAAGCGAUUUGA